AUGGCGACAAAGAAGAUCAACAAUGAAGACCAACUGGUUGAAGAAGCAAAGCUUCUGUGGGCCCAAGGUCAACAUGAGAUGGUAAUUAAUCUUGCAAAGUACAUCUCCGAAAAUCGCAAAAUGAAUGAGGCGGCAGCAGAUGUAUAUCGUCUAGUUGGAAAAUGGCUGGCUGAAACACGUUCUAGCAACUCUAGGGCUAUCUUGGAGAAGUAUCUGAAAAACGUGGUCAACCUUGCUGACAAACACCAGUCAACAGACAAGAAGUCAGUUGCAAGACAAGGCCAAACACAUUUCCAACUUGCUCAUUAUGCGGAUGCUGUUUUCCGUAGCUAUGAGGAAAGACUCACCUCUAAUGAGUGGCAAGCAGCAAUGCGCUUGAGAAAACAUAAGCAAGAUAGAGAUAAUUUCCUCAGCAUAGCAUUGGAAGGAUAUAAGCGAUGUCUAGUCAUUGGCGACAAAUAUGACGUUCGAGUGGUAUUUCGACUUGUAUCUCUGUGGUUUGGUUUAUCCACAAGACAAAUUGUUGUAGAUGGGAUGCUCAGUACAAUCAAAGAGGUCCAGUCUUGCAAGUUUAUACCCUUAGUAUACCACAUUGCUUCAAGGCUGGGUAGCUCAAAAGAUAGCCAAGGACCUAAUACUUUUCAGGUUAGAACAUUAGAGUUUACAGGUGUUCACAGAAUUUCACUCGACAAAGCAAGUUUACAUAUGGAAUUCUAA
Lactuca virosa is the source of this 717-nucleotide messenger RNA. The record is from the annotation of a GenBank genome assembly. Lineage: Eukaryota; Viridiplantae; Streptophyta; Magnoliopsida; Asterales; Asteraceae.